Molecule: messenger RNA, 430 nt
Organism: Cuscuta europaea
Lineage: Eukaryota; Viridiplantae; Streptophyta; Magnoliopsida; Solanales; Convolvulaceae
Source: the annotation of a GenBank genome assembly
GCUAAGUCUUUGCCUCAGAAAAAGGCUAAGCUUGUAGCACCUAGGGAUGAAGUUUUGCUUAAGGAUGCUGAGAAGGAAAUGUCUCCUGUCAAUGAAAGGCAGAGUAGUGAUGAGAGGAACUGGAAGCAUUUUAGGAAACCUCAUGUUGGGCCACUGAAGAUUCAUGCAGUCUUUGAUGAUGCUAGUUCCUCGAAUCACGUUUCUUCAUCUAGCUCAAGUGAAGGAGAAAGUGAAGAUCAUGACACCGUCGCUGGAUUGAUAGCAGAAACCGGCCCAAGUCAUUGCAAAGAAGUUCCGAUCCAUGAAAUAUCCAAGUCUUCUCAUGCGAAACCGGCUGUAUCUGUAUUCCAUGCAGAAGACUACUUCUUUACUUUGUAUAAGCAGUUCAUCAUUAAUACUUGGAGUGGCAUUCCACAAAAGUUAGGAUGGG